This is a messenger RNA of Cydia amplana, 2206 nucleotides long. It is a transcript of the gene Trap1, whose product is annotated as heat shock protein 75 kDa, mitochondrial. The transcript has 13 exons. Gene Ontology annotation, biological process: protein folding. Bases 75 to 2159 code for a protein of 694 amino acids. The record is from RefSeq and is a predicted model, not a curated record. Gene Ontology annotation, molecular function: ATP-dependent protein folding chaperone; ATP binding; protein kinase binding. Lineage: Eukaryota; Metazoa; Arthropoda; Insecta; Lepidoptera; Tortricidae. Gene Ontology annotation, cellular component: mitochondrial inner membrane.
AUUUUUAAAACAAUUGCGGAGUUGUGAAAAUUUAGGUUAUUAAAGUUAAUUUGGCGAAUACUAAUUAAAUAAAUAUGUCAGCUUUGCGGGCUAGACUCGGAUCCUCAACAUUAUGUGCACGAAAAUUUCUUCUACAGUCUGCAAACAAUACAAAACAUUUCGCGGCAAGGGUCAUAUCUGUUAAAACACAAAACGAUUCUUAUUUCGUUCGGCCAUAUUCGCAAAGACCAUACAGCACAGCAACAGAAAGCAAAACUGAAAAAGAAGUAUUGAAAGGAUCUUCAGAAAAGAAAGAAUUCCAAGCGGAAACACGAAUGCUUUUGGAUAUUGUCGCCAGAUCACUUUAUUCUGAUAAAGAAGUAUUUAUUAGAGAACUCAUUUCAAAUGCAAGUGAUGCAUUGGAAAAAUUUAGAUACUUGACGGUCAGCGCUGCGCCAGAGUCAAAGCAAUUGGAACAUGUUGACAGGCCGCUCGAAAUCAAACUCACCACAGACAAGCAGAAUAGGACCAUCACUUUCCAGGAUUCAGGUAUUGGAAUGACCAAAGAAGAGCUCACACAGAAUUUGGGUACUAUAGCCCGCUCUGGCUCCAAAUCCUUCAUUGAGGAAAUCAAGAAGCAAGGGGCUGAACAAGCUAGUUCUAUUAUUGGCCAGUUUGGAGUUGGCUUCUACUCUGCAUUCAUGGUUGCUGACAAAAUUGAAGUGUUCACUAGAAGCAGCAUUGCAGGUUCACCAGGAUUCAAAUGGAGUUCUGAUGGCUCUGGGAUGUAUGAGAUUCAAGAAGCUGAUGGUGUUCCAAUUGGAACUAAGAUUGUAGUCUAUCUAAAGACAGAUUGCAGAGAAUUUUCGGAUAAUGAUACAGUUAAGGGCAUCAUCAAAAAAUACAGUAAUUUUAUCAGCAGCCCUAUUUUAUUGAACAAUGAACAAGUCAAUUCUAUUAAGCCUCUUUGGUUAAUGGAGCCUAAGGAAGUGACACAGGAGCAACAUAUAGAGUUCUACAGAUUUAUUGGCAACACAUAUGACAAACCGCGUUUCACCCUCCACUACAAGACUGAUGUACCGGUCAGCAUACGGUCCAUUCUUUAUGUUCCGGAAGGCAAACCGGGUCUUUUUGAACUGUCCCGAGACUCGGAUGUUGGUGUAGCUUUGUAUUGCAGAAAAAUUUUGAUUAAAAACAAAGCGGAAAAUAUAUUACCCAAGUGGAUGAGGUUUGUUAAAGGUGUGGUGGAUUCAGAAGACAUUCCUUUAAAUUUAAGUAGAGAAUUACUUCAAAACAGCAGUUUGAUUGUCAAACUACGAACAGUCCUGGCAAACAGGUUCCUUAAAUUCAUGUGUGAUAGUGCCCAAAAGGAUCCGGUGGGGUAUGAUGCGUUUUACAAAGAUUAUGCUAUAUUCCUAAAGGAAGGAAUUGUUACUAGUCAGAGUUCGAUUGAGAAGGAAGAAGUAGCAAAGCUGCUUCGAUUUGAAUCGUCCAAGCUAGAGAAGGGAAUCAGAACAUCAAUGACAGAAUAUAACGCACGUCAGAAGAAUGAAUCUAGAACUAUCUACUAUUUAGCCGCUCCUAGUCGUGAGUUGGCGGAAUCAUCGCCAUACUUCGAAUCUCUGAAGAAGCGUGACAUCGAAGUGCUUUUCUGUUACGAUACAUACGAUGAGUUGGUGUUGCUGGAGCUAAAGGAGUUCGGCGGGCGGCAGCUCGUGUCCGUGGAGAGCGACAUGCAGACCGAGCCAGACACCAAGCAAGACUCCGUCAUAGGAUCCCAAGGGCUCCAGCAACCACAAGUCGAUGAGCUUAUCAAAUUCCUAAAGUCCAAAUUAGAUGGGAAAGUGUUCGACGUUAGAACUACACAAAAACUGGAUUCGCAUCCAUGCGUGAUCAUCGUACAAGAAAUGGCGGCGGCUCGGCAUUUCAUCAGGACCCAAGCGCAGAGCCUAAGUGAAGAAAACAGAUACGCUUUGCUGAGGCCCCAACUUGAAAUUAAUGCUAAGCAUCCUAUAAUCGAGAAGUUGCACAAGCUUCUUUCAACUGAUAAGGAGCUAGCUGAGAUGGUAGCUAAUCAGUUAUUCUCUAAUGCCAUGGUCACUGCUGGCCUCGUUAUGGACCCAAGAAACUUGAUCACGCACAUCAACGAGCUGCUGGUUAAAGCUUUAGAGAAACAUUAGUUACGUUUUUCUAGUCUAGAUGUUAAAAUUAUAUUAAUAUUUGCUAA